Messenger RNA from Electrophorus electricus (electric eel), 1056 nucleotides. NCBI's taxonomy places the organism in Eukaryota, Metazoa, Chordata, Actinopteri, Gymnotiformes, Gymnotidae. The record is from RefSeq and is a predicted model, not a curated record.
UGGAACACCUUCAGUGAACAAAGGUUGGCUCAGUUUCAUGUUCUUGUUGGUUAAGUAUGUACAGACUGUGGUGUCCAACUUUGUGUGCAAUCAGCCAUGUAAUGUUGAGGGUUGUAUGUCCCUUUCUACCUUAAUGUGGACAUGCUUAGUAGGUGUGUACAUCACACCUACUGUUUUGAGUUUGUGUUGACUGCUUUCCAUUAGGUUUAAGCAAACAUAGUUUUAUUGGAAAACUUUUCUUAAAAAUACAUAUGUUGAUCUGUUACGAAAAUUGUCAUUUUGUUGACCAGACCUAUUUAAAAUAUCUAGAAUCUGUGUUCAUCAGAAAUUCAAUUCCUAGGUUAGCUGUGUUUUUCAACUGUUUUCCUUCUCAACAGAAAAGGCUUCACAAAGAACUAUUGGCUUUGCAAAAUGAUCCACCUCCAGGAAUGACUCUGAAUGAGAAAAGUGUGCAGAAUACUAUUACACAGUGGAUCAUAGAUAUGGAGGGAGCCUCUGGCACUAUUUAUGAAGGAGAACGAUUUCAACUGCUUUUCAAAUUCAGUAGUCGGUACCCCUUUGACUCCCCUCAGGUAAUGUUCACGGGAGAGAAUAUACCCAUCCAUCCUCACGUUUAUAGCAACGGUCACAUCUGCAUGUCUAUUUUAACAGAGGACUGGUCUCCGGCAUUGUCUGUGCAGUCUGUCUGUCUUAGCAUUAUCAGCAUGCUGUCAAGCUGCAAGGAAAAGAGACGGCCUCCAGAUAACUCCUUUUAUGUACAGACGUGUAAUAAAAAUCCAAAGAAGACCAAGUGGUGGUAUCAUGAUGAUACCUGUUGAUAUUGAGCUUUGUAUUGUACUUAGAAGAAGCAAGUCCUACUGGAAUACAUAAGCACUUUUUAAAUCACUCCGUCUUUGAACUGGGACUAGACAUAAGGACCAGACCAGAGUGGCUCUGACCUGUUAUGUGGAGUACUAUUGGAUAUUUCUUUGAGAAGGGUAAAAUUAAACUGAAGAUGAAGAAAGAAAAUCCACCAAGCCAAGAAAAAGUAUGAAUUUAUUUUUUAAAUUAUUUUUC